Messenger RNA from Trametes versicolor FP-101664 SS1, 1010 nucleotides. Its product is annotated as ketopantoate hydroxymethyltransferase. The transcript has 2 exons. Bases 10 to 984 code for a protein of 324 amino acids. Gene Ontology annotation, molecular function: 3-methyl-2-oxobutanoate hydroxymethyltransferase activity; magnesium ion binding. Gene Ontology annotation, cellular component: mitochondrion. Gene Ontology annotation, biological process: pantothenate biosynthetic process. The record is from RefSeq and is a predicted model, not a curated record. Lineage: Eukaryota; Fungi; Basidiomycota; Agaricomycetes; Polyporales; Polyporaceae.
CGAAGAUGGAUGAGCGACCGCCCUGAAGAACAUGUGCUUACUUACUCCACUUCUUCAGCUCCUCCGCGCAAGAAAGUAACGCUCCAACACCUGCACGCAUUGCGCUCUGCGCGCACCCCGAUCACUGUCCUCACCGCCUACGACUUCCCCACCGGGCGCGUUUGCGAAACGCAAGGCGUCGACGUCACUCUUGUCGGCGACUCGCUUGCGCAGGUCUGUCUCGGCUACGAUGACACCACGCGCCUCACCCUCGACGAAAUGCUGCACCACGUGCGCGCGGUCGCGCGUGCCUCGCACACCCCGCUACUGGUCGCCGACAUGCCCUUCGGGACAUAUCUCGCGAGCUCUGAGGAGGCUAUCCAGAACGCCGUCCGUCUCGUGCGCGAGGGCGGCGCCGAAGCGGUGAAGAUGGAGGGCGGGCUUGAGAUCAUCGAGACCGUGCGGCGGCUCACGAGCGUCGGCAUUCCCGUAAUGGGGCACAUUGGCCUCCUCCCGCAGCGGCACGUCAUGCUGUCGGGAUUCAGGGCGCAGGGGCGGACCGCAGAGGGCGCGCUUGACGUGCUGCAGACCGCGCUAGCGCUUGAAGACGCGGGCGCGUUCGCGAUGGUCCUCGAGGCGAUCCCGCACACACUCGGCACAUACAUCUCACAGCGCCUCACGCGCGCGGCGACCAUCGGCAUCGGCGCAGGCGCGGGAACCGAUGGGCAGGUGCUCGUAUGGGACGACAUGGUCGGAACCUGGAACGGAGGGCACAAGGCCAAGUUCGUGCGGCGCUUUGCGGACGUCGGCGCAGAGGCCACGCGCGGCGUGCAGGGGUACAUGGCUGCAGUGCGGGAGCGCAGUUUCCCCGCGCUGUCGGAGAGCUACGGCAUGCCGAAGGCGGAGUGGGCGCGCUUUGAGCAGAUGGCGGGGCCUGUACGGUCGGGCGAGGGUGGUGCGGACGCGGUAGAGGUCGCUGGGGUCGCUUCGGAAGAGGGCCGAUAGGGCGGCAGGGCUGACGGAAUGAGGGC